Molecule: messenger RNA, 3651 nt
Organism: Abrus precatorius (Indian licorice)
Lineage: Eukaryota; Viridiplantae; Streptophyta; Magnoliopsida; Fabales; Fabaceae
Product: calmodulin-binding transcription activator 3-like
Exons: 9
Coding region: 99-2696 (865 amino acids)
Biological process (GO): regulation of transcription by RNA polymerase II
Cellular component (GO): nucleus
Molecular function (GO): protein binding; transcription coregulator activity; double-stranded DNA binding
Source: RefSeq, a predicted model, not a curated record
CUUCUUCUUUCUUUGGUUCAGAGUUUAGACGUAGAAUUAGAUUACCUCAACGCUCAGAACAGCUCUGCUAAGUGGUUACCGUUUGUUCUGUCCCUUCCAUGGCUGAGACCAAGCACUACGUUCUCCCCUCUCAAUUGGAUAUUGAGCAAAUUAUUUUAGAAGCACAACAUCGAUGGCUACGUCCAGCUGAAAUUUGUGAAAUUCUCAGUAAUUAUAAGAAGUUUCAAAUUGAUUCAGAGCCUGCAUAUAUGCCACCAAGUGGUUCACUCUUCCUUUUCGAUCGGAAUGUGCUGAGAUACUUUAGAAAGGAUAGUCAUAAUUGGAGGAAGAAAAAGGAUGGAAAAACAGUGAGGGAAGCUCAUGAGAGACUUAAGUCUGGAAGUGUAGAUGUGCUGCACUGCUACUAUGCCCAUGGAGAAGAAAAUGAAAAUUUUCAAAGACGCACUUAUUGGAUGCUUGAAGAUGAACUCUCACACAUUGUUCUCGUCCAUUAUCGAGAAGUGAAGGCUUCUAGUUUUAGUUCUUUACGCAUAUCUGGAUGGCCUGUAGAUAGUGUAUAUGCAGGCUCAACAUGUGAGCUUAGUUGUAGCAACUGUGAACAGGAAGUUAAUGAAGUUGAUUUUCAAAAAUCUGAGGAUCAUUGUCUUCUACAUCCACAGAAACAAAACAAGGUUCUUAUGCAAAAUGAGCCUCAAGAAAAACUUUUGAAUGCAAAAGACAAGCUAAAAUUAGAUCUUGAGGCCAAUAGAACCCUGGAUGGAAUAGAAGACACAUGUUUCCCUUUUAAGAAGACUCUGUUAGAUGGAUUUCCAGCAGAAGAGGGUCUGACAAAGAUGGAUAGUUUCAAUCAAUGGAUGAGUAAAGAACUUGGAGAUGUAGAAGAAUCAAAUAAACCAUCCACUUCUGGUGCUUAUUGGGAUACAGUUGAAAGCGAAAAUGAGGUUGGCAGCACAACUAUUCCUUCCCAAGUGCAAAUGGACACGUAUUUACUGGAUCCGUCUAUUUCCCAUGAUCAGCUUUUUACUAUUAUUGACUAUUCUCCAAGCUGGACAUUUGAAGGGUCAGAAGUUAAGGUUAUCAUUUCGGGACGAUUCUUAAGAAGUCAACAUGAAGCAGAACAGUGUAAAUGGUCAUGCAUGUUUGGCGAGGUAGAAGUGCCAGCAGAGAUCAUUGCAAAUGGUGUUCUUUGUUGUCAUACUCCUCCACACAAGGCUGGGAGGGUGCCUUUCUAUGUAACUUGUUCCAAUAGGUUAGCAUGUAGUGAAGUGCGAGAAUUUGAUUUCCAAGUCAAAUAUACUCAAGAAGUCAACACUGCAGGAGAGAGAAGAGGCAGCAUUUUUGAUACUUUUAGCUUACGGUUUGGACAACUGUUGUCCCUGGAGCGUGCCUUUCCUCAGAAUUCAGAUUCAGUUAGUGUAAGUGAGAAAUCUCAAUUGAGAAGUAAAAUAAGUUUUUUGCUGAGAGAGGAGGAUAAUGAUUGGGACAAGCUACUGAAACUUACACUAGAGAAAGGUUUUUCUUCUGAAAAUUUACAGGAUCAGCUGCUUCAAAAUCUUCUGAAAGAUAGGUUACAUGAAUGGCUCCUCCAGAAAAUAACUGAAGAUGGGAAAGGCCCUAAUGUGUUAGAUGAGGGUGGCCAAGGUGUGCUUCACUUUGCAGCUGCUCUUGGCUAUGAUUGGGCCCUAGAACCCACAAUAGUUGCUGGCGUGAAUGUGAACUUUCGUGAUGUAAAUGGAUGGACUGCUCUUCAUUGGGCAGCAUUUUGUGGCAGGGAGCGCACAGUUGCUUUUCUCAUCUCUCUUGGUGCUUUACCUGGAGCACUGACUGAUCCAUGUCCAGAACAUACUUCUGGUAGAACACCAGCUGACCUAGCUUAUGUAAAUGGACACAAAGGAAUUGCAGGGUAUCUUGCAGAAUCCUUACUAAGUUCACACCUCUCAACCAUUGAUUUGAACCGGGAUGUGGGAGAAAAUUCUGGAGCAAAAGUAGUCCAAAGAAUCCAAAACACUCCUCAAUUUUAUGAUCAUGAGGCUCUGUCGUAUGAACUGUCACUGAAAGAUUCACUGGCUGCCGUGUGUAAUGCCACCCAAGCUGCUGCUCGUAUACAUCAAGUUUUCAGAAUGCAAUCAUUCCAGAGAAAACAACUGAAGGAAUAUGGUGAUGGCAAAUUUGGAAUGUCUGAUGAACAGGCUCUUUCACUCGUAACAAUGAAUCUGAAACCACACAAGUCUAGACCACAUGAUGAGGCUGUCCAUGCUGCUGCAAUUAGAAUUCAGAACAAAUUCUACAGUUGGAAGGGCAGAAAAGAAUUUUUGAUGAUUCGACAACAUAUAGUGAAAAUUCAGGCUCAUGUGAGAGGUCACCAGGUUAGAAAAAAUUAUGGUAAGAUAAUAUGGUCUGUUGGAAUAAUGGAGAAGAUUAUUCUAAGGUGGCGUCGAAAAGGCAGUGGUUUGCGUGGAUUUAAAUCGGAGGCCAUUUCUGAGGGAACUAUGAUCCAAGAUGUAUCUUCCAAGGAGGAUGACUAUGAUUUCUUAAAAGAAGGCAGGAAGCAAACAGAACAAAGGUUGCAGAAAGCCCUGGCUAGGGUGAAGUCAAUGGUUCAGUAUCAAGAGGCAAGAGACCAAUACCAUAGGCUGUUGAAUGAUGUAACUGAGAUCCAAGAAAAUCAGGUAUUUUACCCAUCUUUGUUUGAUUAAAAUAGAGAGAGAGGUUCUCACAUAUUAUACAACAGGAAAAAUGCUUCUCACUUAUGUGAUUGGACUAUUGUGCAUGUCUUUUGCAGGUAAAGCAUAAUAAGAGUUUUAACAAUUCAGAAGAAACAAGAGAAUUUGAUAACCUCGUUGAUCUUGAAGCAUUGUUGGACGAAGAUGUUUUCAUGCCUACAGCCACAUAGAUCUGUUCAUCAUUAAUUGUAUGGCUUAGAAUAUUACAGCAGAUUCAGGUGAUGAAUUGUCUCAUUUUGAUCAUUAAAUUAAUACUAAUUUUGAUUCUCUUGUACAACUGAAAUCAUUUGCUAACAUUUUACAGAGCAAUGCAUAACCAUUGAAACCAUUCUUAUAAUGCAAAAUAAACGUGCGUCCCCUAUCAACUGUUGUGUCAAUACAAAAGCUUUAAUGGAAUACUGAAACCAAAUUUUUAAUGCAUACUCUAAUAUUAAUAAGAACUUAGGUGUAUGCAUGGCUUGGAUUCAAUUCAGUUCAGCCAUCAACCUUUUCAGCCCAUUAUUUGCAACAUCCAGGAUUAUUCCUAGGUGAAAAAGCAAGAUAGUUGAGGCUUAACUUUUAGAAUGUAGCCAUUUGGACUAUUCGGUUGUCCAGUAGUGCAGUAAUUUUUUGAAAUGAUCCUUUGAGAAGUUUUUUGUUUUUCAUUUUUUCUCUUUAUUUUCUUCUAUUAUAUGUACUUAUCUUUAAGUUUAUUCAAAGUGAGUCUUUAUCCUUUUCUGGCUGUGGCUGGUGCAUGAAUCCUGUACAAUGCAUUAAGUGUGUUUCCAGAUAUACUAAGAAAUAUAUGGAUCCAAAGCAAAAGAAAAAGCGGUAGAUCUUAAUUUUGCUUACAAAAUAGAUGAAUGCAUGAAGUCUUUUUUUGUAUUAUAUUAUACAUUAUUAUUCAAUCACAAGUAUGACCUUAUACAAACAUCAAAAUAUUAUAAAU